Messenger RNA from Lycium barbarum (goji berry), 1393 nucleotides. RefSeq names its product transcription factor MYC2-like. NCBI's taxonomy places the organism in Eukaryota, Viridiplantae, Streptophyta, Magnoliopsida, Solanales, Solanaceae. The transcript is spliced from 3 exons. Gene Ontology annotation, cellular component: nucleus. Gene Ontology annotation, biological process: regulation of DNA-templated transcription. Gene Ontology annotation, molecular function: protein dimerization activity; DNA-binding transcription factor activity; transcription cis-regulatory region binding. The record is from RefSeq and is a predicted model, not a curated record. The coding region runs from base 40 to 1257 and encodes 405 amino acids.
UUCCAGCAACAUCAUCAUAUCUAAAGAAACUUACCAAAAAUGGAUGAACUAAUGUUUUCCUCAUCAUCAUCAUCAUUUUCCUUAAUUUCUCAACUAAACCAACCAUCAACCCUUCAACAAAAGCUCCAAUAUAUUCUCAACAACCAAACAGAGUCUUGGUCCUAUGCCAUUUUCUGGCAAACCUCGAACGACGAUGAUGGACUUCUUUUUUUAACUUGGGGUGAUGGCUAUUUUCAAGGGACCGAUACAAACGUCAAAUGGUUCUACGUGAUGUCUUUGGCUGACUCUUUUUCUGCCAGUGAAGGAGUUCUUGGAAAAUGUUUUAGUAAUGGUUCUUUUGUGUGGCUAAAAGGGGCUCAACAACUUGAGUUUUGUAGCUGUGAAAGGGCUAAAGAAGCUUAUGUUAAUCGGAUUAAUACUUUAGUCUAUAUUCCAACUCCAAAUGGGGUGUUAGAAAUGGGGUCAAUUGAUAUAAUAAGAGAAAAUUGGACUUUGGUUCGACAAGUUAAGUCCAUGUUCUGUUCUGAUCAUGAAAUUGGUCCAAUUGACUUUGAUGAAAAUACCAUUUCUUUUGGUGAUAUUGGUAUUAUUACAAGCUUGCAAGAAGAUGGUCAAGAAUCAGAGAAUAAUAGUAGCAAAAAGCAAGAUCCUGAGCAAUCGGAUUCAGAUUGUCAACUACUAGACCAUCCUGUGCAGAAAGGCAGAAUUGGAUCUAAGAAGAGGACCUUCAAGAAAAGGGGAAGAAAGCACGUGGAAAAUUGCGAAAAGCAAACGAACCACAUGGAGGCGGAGAGGCAGAGGAGGGAGAAACUAAACCACCGAUUCUACGCGUUGCGCGGGGUGGUUCCUUACGUUACGAGAAUGGACAAAGCCACAUUGCUAUCAGAUGCUGUGGCUUAUAUCAAUGAAUUGAAAGCUAAAGUGGAUGAAUUGGAGCACAAGAAGAAGAAACUCAAAAUGGAAACCAAUGAUGUUGUGGACAACCAAAGCUCUACCACUUCUGUGGAUCAUGCAAUGGAGGUUGAAGUGAAGAUGGUGGGUCCAAAUGCCAUGGUAAGGGUUCAAUCAGAAAAUGUGAAUUAUCCAUCAGCAAGAUUGAUGAGGGCACUUCAAGAUCUUGAACUACAUGUCCACCAUGCUAGUAUUUCAAGUGUUAAUGAUUUAAUGUUACAAGACAUAGUCGUUAAAGUUCCACAAGGAUUAGUUGCUGAAGAUGGAUUAAAAAAUGCUCUUCUUAGAAGCUUAGAGCAGCAGUAGUAGUAGUAGAAUCUUGGUAAAUUGAUUACGCAUUAAUGUUGUUUAUUUUUUAUGCCUAGAUUAAGAAUUUCUUCAGUCUUUUUGUAAUCUCUUUUUGUAAUAAAUCAUUUCCUUGAUAUAAUGAGAUGUUAAAGUU